UUUUACUCUCCUGCAAAUUUUUACUGGAAAAGUACGCGAACAGACCUAUAAUGUUUCCAGGUGUCAUUAUCAGCUGGCACAAUGUGCCAAAAUCGAUUAGCUACUACGGCCUGUAAAAAGUUGAAUAAUAAGAAAUACAUUUAUGAAUUAGAUUAAAAACCUUAACGAAAAAAUUUCCUGCAAAAUGCGUUUCUUCUCUUUUUCCAACCGACUGGCGAGUCUACGUGCAAGAGUAGACAAUACAUUUACAUUGCCCGAACGCUUUAAAGGCACCUUUGUGGAGAGACUUACAAACUACUGGAAAGGCCUUUUAACUGACUAUAAAGAUGUUGCCGUGGGAAUUGUGAAAGAAAGUAUAGAGAAACCAAAGAAGGCGAUAUUCUAUGGAGUGACAGGAUAUUCUAUAUAUUUGUGCGGCCAACGAAACCCCAGUGAAGAAGAUUUUAUUCGUCAAUUUCGUUUGGCUACAAAUGAGAUGAUACUGGUAAACCCUUCACUGCAGAACCCAACUUCAGAUGCAUAUUUAAGACGACUGCAAGAGGAUAUUAAUCAGAGACGUUUACGUUUCUUAUCACUUGGUAUAUUGACUUUAAUGUGGGAGGAUUUAUACGACAGCGAUGAUUGCACAUAUCCGGCAAUAUGCGAAUAUACCAAAGUGUCAUUUUGGUCCAUACCACAACAUGUGAUUGAUGUCGGAUUCUGGAAUAAAUUUUGGCGUUUAAAAUAUGAAUUGCACAACUACGAUGUAAAUUAUUUGUAAUAAAAUACGAAGACAAUUUG
Molecule: messenger RNA, 780 nt
Organism: Stomoxys calcitrans (stable fly)
Lineage: Eukaryota; Metazoa; Arthropoda; Insecta; Diptera; Muscidae
Product: mitochondrial import inner membrane translocase subunit Tim29
Exons: 1
Coding region: 185-760 (191 amino acids)
Biological process (GO): protein insertion into mitochondrial inner membrane
Cellular component (GO): TIM22 mitochondrial import inner membrane insertion complex
Source: RefSeq, a predicted model, not a curated record